Messenger RNA from Mugil cephalus (flathead mullet), 2455 nucleotides. RefSeq names its product chromosome 12 C2orf69 homolog (gene c12h2orf69). NCBI's taxonomy places the organism in Eukaryota, Metazoa, Chordata, Actinopteri, Mugiliformes, Mugilidae. The record is from RefSeq and is a predicted model, not a curated record. The coding region runs from base 83 to 1135 and encodes 350 amino acids. The transcript is spliced from 4 exons. Gene Ontology annotation, cellular component: mitochondrion.
ACUGGGGCAGCGUUUCUGGUUUGUUUUUGAUAAACAGCGCCUCUUUGUGGAGAAAACAGUAAAAAAGUAAACGAUUUUUAAGAUGGCCAACGGAAGAAUACGACGUAUGCUGAUACGUAUUUUUGUCGGGCACCAGAGAGGCUGUGGUGGGCUUCGCUUUGAUAACUGCUGCCAAACCAUGAGCUUUGGAGCGGGGACGACAUCCUCGGAGCUCCGGGGGCUGCACAGCCCCGCCGGGAGGGAUGCAUGCCCCGGGCUGCAGAGGCUGCAGCGGCUGCCCCAGGUCCCCGGACAGGUCCCGGGGAGGGUGAACGACCUGCUGCUGCUACGACCCGACAACACGGAUGGUGAGAACGACUCACAGGGGAAGGAGAAGAGCCGUAACAAGCAUGUGGUGUUCUUCCACGGGGACAUACAGAGCUUCCAGGAGGAGAUGGCCCUGCAGCCUGAAGGAGCCCAGUUUGUGUCGUGGAGUCUGGAGCAGGUCGCCGUCACGUUGGGCCGGCGUUUCCCCGACAGACACGUCUGGGUGGUGAGAGCCUCCCGCAUGUACCUGCACAAGUUCAGCUGCUACCACAACUUUGUAGAGAGCAACAUGUUCGGGGCUCCGGAGCACUCUGCCUACUCGGCCAAGUUCGGAGCUUUCUGCCACCUCAGGGCCCUGCUGAGCCACGGGAUGCAGCGCGCCGACCUGCCAAACCCCCUCCAGCCAGAAGGGGGCGCCGACGCCAUCCCCCCGGGGUUCUCUCUGACCCUGGUGGGCUUCAGCAAAGGCUGCGUGGUCCUGAACCAGAUGGUGUACGAGCUGGCCGGGGCCCGGGCCGACCCGCACAUGUCGCCCUUCGCCAAGCGCAUCACGGACAUGUUCUGGCUGGACGGGGGGCACCCGGGGGGCAGCGAGACCUGGGUCACGGACAAGCUGGUCCUGAGGGAGCUGGCCGCCAGCGGCGUGUCCAUCCACGCCCACGUCACCCCCUACGAGGUGCGAGACCCGAUGCGGGCCUGGGUGGGCCGCGAGCACGGACACUUCAUCAAGACGCUGGAGGAGUUCGGGGCCUGUCCCAGCAACAAGCUGCACUUCGAGGACGAGCCCCCCUCCAUCGAGAACCACUUCAGGGUCAUCCAGGAGUUCUGAGCGACGGCUGCAGCGCGUUAGAGAGAACAGGCUGCUGGUCUCAGCGCUUAAGGGCUCCGGGUUCAGAGGCAGGACGAUGGUUAUGAUGAUGAUGAUGAUGAUGAUGCUGCUUCCGUCUUUAACAUUUAGGUUUUGAUUCGGUUGAUUUUUUACCACUGAAGCUCCUGCUGUGGUUUGAACCACCUGCUGAUGAUGAGUUGCUUCUCUUUCCUUCUUUCUUUCUACUGUCAGACGCCUGAAUGUCUCAGCUGACUCUGUCUCAACUAAAGCACUUAUAAUUAUUUCAUUCCUCCUUUUGCCACAAACUGCUUUUCAGUUUCAGUGCAUUAGAAAUAAAAACAAAACAAAAAUUAAAGUCUUAUUGUAGUAGCAUUUAUAGCAGCAAUGACCAAAACAUAAUAAAGUAGUUUUAUUAUGUUUAGUAGUUGAUAUUAAUCUGCUGAUGGAAAUCACAUGUGUGGGUCACAUGGACGUGUCAGCUGAUUUAAGAAUGAAGCUAGCUACUCUAUUUAUUAUGUUUUAAUUCAUUAAUUGAUGUUAAUUUGCCUUUUCUUUCGGAUUCCCAGACGACUGUAUGAAAGAAAAUAUUAUUACUUGUUAGGUUUCUUUCACUACGUUACUUCUAUCUUCUUUUAUGCACCGAUCAGACGUAACAUUAUGACCACAUUUUCAUGUUUUUUGUUGUUCUUAAAGUGUUUGUGUGCAUGUGUCAAGCUGCAUCCUGCUGUGGGAUGGGGGGCGUCACACUCCCGUCGGUGGUCAUAAUGUUUUGCCUGGUGAUCGGUGUGAGCUCUGUUGUGGGUGAAAACACUCGUCCUUGUCCCCGUGAAUCCAGUGUCCGGAUUAAUGUGUUGACCUGUGGAAGCUUCAGUCGUCAUAUAUUUGCACUAACUAACGCGGCUUCCGGCUGCUUGUGGUUUUGGCCGAAUGUAACUUCCUAAUCAUUCCAUUAAGUUUCCUCGUAGCUGUUUGAAAACCCAGAGAAAAGUUUGAUUCUCUAGAAUCAGCAGGUGGCAGCAGCAGCAGCAGUUAUUAAAAUACCAGGAAGUGAAACACAAGGUUCCUGCACAUUUCUAAACUCUUUACAGUUUCCUGACUUCACUGUAAAAUAAAAUAGAAAUAAAUCAGAUUUAUGGUAUUUGAGUAAAUAGUUGUGUAUCAUGAAGGGGAAAAAAUAUUGAUAUGAGAAUGUAUCGCGAUUCUUUGAUUUUAAAAAAGAAAAGUCACGUUUUGGGCCGAUCAUGAAUGAUUUCCACACCUUCAUCACUAACUCGUCUUCUGUACAAGUGCAAUAAAUUGGAAAUGGAUCAUGUGAAUUAA